Molecule: messenger RNA, 843 nt
Organism: Rotaria socialis
Lineage: Eukaryota; Metazoa; Rotifera; Eurotatoria; Philodinida; Philodinidae
Source: the annotation of a GenBank genome assembly
AUGCAUUUCUAUGAAAAUAUUCAAGAUGUUGUUAACGUCAAACCUCUUCUCAAUAAAUAUCGUGAAGAUAUCUCGGUUGUCUAUCAAGAUGAAAAACUUCAUCUGUACAGCUUGCAUGCCCAUAAAUAUCUUGUUGAACAAGUGCUCUCACAUGGAGCUUUAUUUGCACAUGGAUGCUUUGGUGAUGAAAGCUUUCUGGGAACAUUGAAGAGAAGCAGAACAUGGAAUAGAAGAAUCCCUUUUCAAAUAUUUAAAUCCUAUUUAUUACGAGAUUGGGAAUUGAAUCAAGAACAUACAAAAACCACUGUUAAUAGUAUAUUCAUAGAUGAAAAAAUCUUCGACAAAUCAUUUGUAAAUUUAAAUGUUCAUGACGAUUAUUUUAAUGACUUCCAAGUUUUAUACAAGAUUCAAUUUAAAGAGGCAAUGAAUGAGAAUUUUUCCUUAUAUUGCCGUUUUCAACGUGGAAUUGUUAAAUUUAGUUCAUUACUAUAUAGUAGAAUAGGUUCACAAUUAACCAACAUAGUUUCUUUCAAAAACGCUUCGUGUCCAGUAAAAAAACAUAAAUGCUUUGCUAUCAUAAUUUGGUAUUUUCACUAUGAAUCUACAAACUAUGCGUUUAUUAAACUAUUAAAAUGUACCGAUAAUGUUAUCAGAACAACACGUACUGAUGGGCUUGGUAAUAUUGCACAUUCAUUUAUUGAUCGAUUUUACAGCGUAAUUGAUAUGAACACAUCUGAUCUUUCUAUUAUAAAUGUGAAGCACAUUCUACAUCAGUGUGUUAUUAUUCCAUUUUAUGAUUUACAUUUAUUUUCAGAAGUGCUUUGUAAUUAUGAACAUGAUUAA